GCCGCCGCGGCUGGCCGUGGGCAUCAUGGGGACAGCCUCCUCGCUGGUGAGCCCCGCUGGCGGGGAGGUGAUCGAGGACACUUACGGGGCGGGCGGCGGCGAGGCCUGCGAGAUCCCGGUGGAGGUGAAGCCCAAGGCCCGCCUGCUGCGCAGCUCGUUCCGCAGGGGAGCGGGAGCCGGGCCCGGGUCGCUGCCUCGCGCGGCGGGCGGCGGCGGGCUGCUGGGAGCCAGCUUCAAGUCCACCGGCUCGUCAGUGCCAGAGCUGGAGUACGCGGCAGCCGAGUUCGAGCGGCUCAAGAAGGAGUAUGAGAUCUUCCGGGUCAGCAAGAACCAGGAGUUGCUGUCCAUGGGUCGCCGAGAGGCCAAGCUGGACACCGAGAACAAGCGGCUGCGGGCGGAGCUGCAGGCACUUCAGAAAACUUAUCAGAAGAUACUGCGGGAAAAAGAGGGGGCACUGGAAGCAAAAUACCAAGCCAUGGAGAGAGCAGUUACAUUUGAACAUGACAGAGACAGAGUUAAAAGGCAAUUCAAGAUUUUUAGGGAGACCAAAGAAAAUGAAAUCCAGGACUUACUGAGGGCCAAGCGGGAACUGGAGAGCAAACUUCAGAGACUGCAGGCUCAGGGUAUCCAAGUUUUUGACCCUGGAGAGUCUGAUUCUGAUGACAGCUGCACAGAUGUCACAGCUACUGGAACCCAAUGUGAAUACUGGGCCAGCAGAGCCUUGGGAAGCGAGCCUUCCAUAGGCAGCAUGAUCCAGCUUCAGCAGUCCUUCAGAGGCCCUGAGUUUGCCCACAGUUCUAUAGAUGUGGAAGGACCCUUCGCAAACAUCAACCGAGAUGACUGGGACACUGCCGUGGCUGGCUUAUUGCAGGUCACACCCUUGUUCUCACGUUCCCUGUGGAGUCACUCCGUCAGAUGUUACCUCAUCUACACAGACGAGACCCAGCCUGAAAUGGAACUUUUCCUGAAGGACCAUUCACCUAAACUUAAGAGAAUGUGUGAGACAAUGGGAUAUUUCUUCCAUGCCAUUUAUUUCCCAAUAGAUGUUGAAAACCAGUACCUCACUGUAAGAAAAUGGGAACUCGAGAAGAGUUCUUUAGUUGUUUUAUUCCUUCACUCAACGUUACCAAGUUUUCUACUAGAAGACUGCGAAGAAGCCUUUCUGCAGAACCCAGAAGGAAAACCACGAUUAAUCUACCAUCGUUUGGAGGAUGGGGAAGUCACUUCCAACUCCGUCCAGCAGUUCCUGGAUCAAGUUUCUAACCUAAGCAAGACCAACAAAGCCAAGAUCAUCGAUCACUCAGGGGAUCCUGCGGAGGGAGUGUAUAAAAUUUACAUCAGUGUGGAAAAGAUGAUUAAACAGGACAUCCUCGGCCUUGAGAUCACAGACGUGGAGGUGAAGGAUGUAGGCAGUGAGGAGUCCACUCCAGAAGAGGAUGAUUUGGGGGAUGUUCUAUGGGACAUACACGAUGAGCAAGAGCAGAUAGAAGCCUUUCAGCAGGCUUCUAACUCAGCCCAUGAACUGGGAUUCGAGAAGUAUUACCAGCGCCUGGAUGAUCUGGUGGUGGCACCAGCCCCGAUCCCACCCCUCCUGGUGUCUGGAGGACCAGGGUCUGGAAAGUCCCUUCUUUUAUCAAAGUGGAUUCAGCUGCAGCAGAAGCACUGCCCUAACACACUGAUCCUGUCUCAUUUUGUGGGGCGGCCCAUGUCGACCAGCUCGGAGCCCUCCUUGAUUAUCAAGCGGCUGACCCUGAAGCUGAUGCAGCACUUUUGGGCCGUUUCUGCACUGACACUGGAUCCUGCUAAGCUUCUGGAAGAAUUUCCACAUUGGCUGGAAAAGCUCUCUGCUCGGCAUCAGGGCAGCAUCCUCAUCAUCAUCGAUUCCAUAGAUCAAGUUCAGCAAGUGGAGAAGCACAUGAAGUGGCUGAUAGACCCCCUGCCGGUGAAUGUCAGAGUCAUUGUCUCCGUGAAUGUGGAAAGCUGCCCAGCAGCGUGGAGGUUGUGGCCUACACUGCAUCUCGAUCCUUUAAGCCCCAAAGAUGCAAAAUCCAUAAUAGUUGCAGAAUGCAGCUCUGUAGACGUGACGCUGAGCAGAGAGCAGGAGAGGCAGCUAGACCAACACUGCCGUUCUGCUGCGACCUGCAAUGCCCUCUACGUCACCCUUUUCAGCAAAAUGAUGGCGUGUGCUGGGAGAGCAGGCAACUUGGAUAAAACCCUUCGUCAGUGCCUGCAGUGUCAAGAUACAGUUUCGUUGUACAGACUCGUGCUCCGCUCCAUCCAGGAAGCCAUGCCAAGCGAUGUGGAUAAAGAGCUGAUGACGCAGAUUCUCUGCCUCAUCAACGUUAGUCACAACGGUGUGAGUGAGUCGGAGCUGAUGGAGCUGUAUCCAGAGAUGUCCUGGGCCUCCUUGUCCUCCACUGUUCACAGUUUACACAAAAUGUGUCUGCUGACUUACAGCUGUGGCUUGCUCAGGUUUCAGCAUCUGCAGGCCUGGGAAACAGUGAGACUGGAGUACAUGGAAGACCCUACCCUCAUCUCUUCAUACAGGCAAAAGUUAACCAACUAUUUCACCUCCCAGCUCAGUCAGGACAGAGUGACCUGGAGAAGCGCAGACGAGCUCCCGUGGCUUUUCCAGCAGCAAGGAAGCAAGCAGAAGCUGCAGGACUGCCUCCUCAAUCUCUUUGUGUCUCAGGACCUUUACAAAAGGGGACACUUUGCCGAGUUGCUGAGUUACUGGCAGUUUGUUGGUAAAGACAAAGGUGCCAUGGCAGCCGAGUACUUUGAGUCCCUGAAGCAUUAUGGGAACUGCGAAGGCGAGGAAAACAUGCUGUGCCUAGCUGACUUGUAUGAAACCCUUGGCCGCUUUCUAAAGGACCUCGGCCUUCUCAGUCAGGCUGUGGUACCCUUACAGAGGUCCCUAGAGAUUCGGGAGACGGCGUUAGAUCCAGACCACCCGAGAGUAGCCCAGUCCCUCCACCAACUGGCCAGUGUGUACGUCCAGUGGAAGAAGUUUGGGGAUGCAGAGCAGCUGUAUAAACAGGCCUUGGAGAUCUCGGAAAACGCUUACGGCGCCGACCAUCCACUUGCUGCCCGGGAGCUCGAGGCACUCGCAGCCUUGUACCAUAAGCAAAAUAAAUAUGAACAAGCUGAACAUUUUAGGAAAAAAUCCAUUCUAAUCCGUCAACAAGCCACAAGGAGAAAAGGCAGCCUGUACGGGUUUGCCCUGCUCCGCAGACGGGCUCUGCAGUUAGAAGAGCUCACCCUAGGCCAGGAGAAGCCUGAGAACGCCCGCACCCUCAAUGAACUGGGCGUCCUCUACUAUCUUCAAAACAACCUCGAAACGGCAGAGCAGUUUCUGAAGCGUUCCUUGGAGAUGAGGGAGCGGCUUCUAGGGCCAGAUCACCCAGACUGCGCCCAGUCCUUGAAUAACUUGGCGGCUCUUUACAAUGAAAAGAAGCAGUGCGAUAAAGCCGAGGAGCUCUACGAGCGAGCCCUGGACAUCCGUAGACGAGCCUUGGCGCCGGACCACCCUUCCCUGGCCUAUACAGUGAAGCAUCUCGCUAUCUUGUAUAAGAAAACAGGAAGAGUUGACAAAGCUGUACCUUUGUAUGAAUUGGCUGUUGAAAUUCGGCAGAAAUCCUUUGGCCCAAAGCACCCCAGCGUUGCUACUGCCUUGGUGAACUUGGCAGUCCUUCACAGCCAAAUGAAAAAGCACAGUGAAGCCCUGCCACUUUAUGAAAGAGCACUGAAGAUUUAUGAAGAUAGCUUGGGGCGGAUGCAUCCUCGAGUUGGAGAAACAUUAAAAAAUUUAGCUGUGCUCAGCUAUGAAGAAGGGAAUUUUGAAAAGGCUGCUGAACUGUACAAAAGGGCAAUGGAGAUAAAAGAAGCAGAGGCAUCACUUUUAGGUGGAAAAGCUCCUUCAAGGCAGUCAUCAAGUGGAGACACAUUUAUCUUUAAAGCAACUCAUUCACCUAAUAUUUUCCUUCCCCAAGGACAAAGACUUGAAUAUUGGCCAAGUUUACUCGGUACUUUGACCAAGUUGAAGAACUGUGGUGAGCGCAGGCUGGGCCAGCACCAUUGCCUUCCUUCCAGAACUGACAGCCAACUGCAAGGCCUCGCCCUGAGCCACUCAGAGGCAGCCUGAGGGCUAGGUGGCCAGGCGCUAAAAUCCAGACACCACUAUGGCGACUUAAACUAGACAGGGGCGCACAGAAGCACUCUUCUUCCGCCUCGGGAAGAGGCUCCAGGUUCAGGAGGAAAAAGCUAAACUAUAACUGUGACUUAUCUUUUGGGGUUUGCCCCUGUGAAAGGUAAAAAUGAUUGAAUUCACAAACAGAUAUUGAUCUUACAGCUAAUUUAUCAGAACUUAAAAUCUGAUUAUUUCAUGAUUAAUCUAAUACACUAAAAGUAUAGUAUUUACCACCUUCAACUUCAGUAAUCUGUGAUCAGUACUCUAAAAGAAUCUUCAAAAAAGCUUAAUAUCCUUUGAUCUUCCAAAGUUUAGAUUUCAUAACUCUGAAGUGUUGGGGCUGGAGAGAUGGCCUAGUGGGUAAGAGCACUGGCUGCUCUUCCAAAGGACUGGGGUUCAAUUCCCAGCACCCACAUGGCAGCUCACAGCUGUCUCUAACUCCAAUUUCAGGGGAUCUGACACCUUCACACCAAUGCAAAUAAAAAAUUAAAGAAAUUUUUUAAAAACCUAAAGUGUUAAGUGACUUUAUGGCACACAUUAUUACUGAGGUAGUCACUCAUAUGCAUAUUUCAAAUUAAGUAUGUAAUAAAAUUAUUACUUUAUCAUUAUUUUUAUCUCAUUAUUUACUAACAAUAUUUUUUGCUUUCAUGAGAAUGCCUAAAACUACAACAUUUGUGUGUAGAUCUGCAAUCUGAACAGUAAGAUUAGGUUCACACUAACAUAUUUGAUUCACAGAUUACACUAACAUAGACGUGAGUCUCAGAUCAUGUCAUUAACAUACACCUCCACAGCAAAAUGGUAAUUUUCAGACCAGUCCCUCAUAAACAAUUGGUAGGAACCAAGUUUUGUUAUAAGUUGUCCUCAGUACUUUACAGAAAGGGAAACAGGAAAGGCAAAAAUGUGAUCUGAGGCAGUCAAAGCUUCUCUAACAUAGUCUUACAGCUACUGCCUUUUCUUUUUGGCUCACAUUUGUGGGCAUCAGUGAGUAUUUUCAUGAGAAAAUACAAAAACCUGAUCAGAACCACAGAUUACCAUUCUACUAACAAUAAGAAACAAAGUGAUGAACGGCUUUACUACUGUCUAGACUCUGGGUGUUAAGAUAUUGGGACUGCUCGCCUUUCUCAUUAGGAUUCAUAGUAUUUACAAAUCUGGCCAAACCUCUGUAGUAAUUCACAACUCAGUGGUGUUAAUUCUUAACACCUGCUACCCCUUAAGUCUCUGUGGGAGAGCAAUAUGGGAUCAAUUGGUGCCUACUGCUGUAUUUUAUUUUUAUUUAUUUUUGAGAUGAUAAUCCAGUAGUUUCUAAUGAAAGAUAUUAGCAAAGUGAGACACAGUAGAGUCUGGUGCAGCCUAAGAAACCAGAAAGAGCAGAUCUGUAGAAGACAGUGGAUCCUAUGGUAUGUAUUGUGCCUUAACCAAACCUGAAAGUUUACAAUUUCAAGUAAACCUUAGAA
This is a messenger RNA of Arvicola amphibius (Eurasian water vole), 5643 nucleotides long. It is a transcript of the gene Nphp3, whose product is annotated as nephrocystin 3. Gene Ontology annotation, molecular function: protein binding. Lineage: Eukaryota; Metazoa; Chordata; Mammalia; Rodentia; Cricetidae. The transcript has 28 exons. The coding region runs from base 26 to 4144 and encodes 1372 amino acids. The record is from RefSeq and is a predicted model, not a curated record. Gene Ontology annotation, biological process: convergent extension; kidney development; determination of left/right symmetry.